GAAGCGACCGAAGCAGUUAUGGAGAUCCCAACGCACUGUUGGGGGGCUGUUGUCAAAAAUGAAGGUCCAGAUUUCUUCGUGGCGGUGGAAAAACUUCCCGUGCCUAAAAUCGGCCCAUUUGAAGUUCUCAUUAAGCUCAACGUGACAGGGUUAUGCCUUACCGAUGUUCAUUUUAUGAUGAACGACUGGGCCUUUCCCAAAAUGUCGGAGAUGGGCCUGUCUUGUGCCGGCCACGAAGGUGCUGGGGUAAUUGUGAAGAUUGGCGAGAGUGUUAGGAGCUGCAAGGUUGGUCAACGUGCUGCAUAUGGUCCCAUCCACAAUACCUGCAAUCUUUGCGAGUACUGUAAGUUGGGGAGGGAGAAUUAUUGCCAACAAGCCAUCUAUACAGAAAAUAUGUUGAUACUUACAGGAACUUACAUGCAGUAUUGCGCCGUUCCGGAAAGCUUUGCACAUGGGGUUUCCGACUAUGUGGCCGGGCCUGCAAUGUGCUCUGCUAGCACUAUGUAUUCUUCCCUUAAAGAAUCGGGGCUCCGGGCCAGCGACUGGGCAGUUUUCCCGGGAGGAGGCGGCGGUACAGGUAUUCAAGGUGUGCAGUUGGCUUGCGCCCUGGGCAUCAGACCAGUGGUGGUAGAUACUGGGGAUGAUCGCCGAAAGCUUGCACUGAGUCUCGGGGCGGAGGAUUUUAUCGACUUUCUGAAGGAGCGAGACCCCGUCAAGCGGGUCCUGGAAAUCACCGGUGGUGGUGCUCAUGGUGUAUUUGUCACUGCGGUCCAGUCUUAUCCUGUCUCACUUGAUUAUCUUGGUUCCCGUGCCGGCGGUGUGAUUAUGUGCAUUGGACUGCCACCCAAGGGGAAAUAUCACAUUGACACUGACCCUACUCGACUUUGUUUGAGGAAUCAGUCAAUCAAGGGCACCUUAUCGAGCAGCAGAAUAGAUAUAGCAAAGACUUUAGACUUUGCGAGACGUGGAAAGCUCCACCUUGAGCCGACUGUGGUUGGGAUGGGAAAGUUCAAUGAGGCUGUACAAAAAUUGAAGAACGGGCAAGUGGCAGGACGAAUAUUGGUAGACUUUAACCUGCCCUGA
Messenger RNA from Exophiala aquamarina CBS 119918, 1083 nucleotides. RefSeq lists its product as uncharacterized. NCBI's taxonomy places the organism in Eukaryota, Fungi, Ascomycota, Eurotiomycetes, Chaetothyriales, Herpotrichiellaceae. The transcript has 9 exons. The coding region runs from base 19 to 1083 and encodes 354 amino acids. The record is from RefSeq and is a predicted model, not a curated record. Gene Ontology annotation, molecular function: oxidoreductase activity; zinc ion binding.